AUGGAACCCAGUUUCCCCCACCCAUCUGAGAAGUCAGAAGUUAAAUCUGAGAAACCUAGUGGUCCCAUGAAACCUAGUGGUCCCAUGAAACCCAGUUCCUUGUUCCCAUCUGAGAAGUAUGGCUCCCUUCCCCCUGAGAAACCCAGUUCUAAAGGUGAGAAAUCUAGUCCUCACAUGGAACCCAGUUUCUCCCACCCAUCUGAGAAGUCAGAAGUUAAAUCUGAGAAACCUAGUGGUCCCAUGAAACCUAGUGGUCCCAUGAAACCCAGUUCCUUGUUCCCAUCUGAGAAGUAUGGCUCCCUUCCCCCUGAGAAACCCAGUUCUAUACGUGAGAAACCUAGUCCUCACAUGGAACUCAGUUCCUCCCACCCAUCUCAGGAAUCCAGCACUAAAUCUGAGAAACCUAGUCCUUACAUGGAACCCAGUUUUUCCCACCCUUCUGAGAAAUCCGGUGCUGAACCUGAGAAACCUAGUUCCUCCCACCCAUCUGAGAAGUCAGAAGUUAAAUCUGAGAAACCUGGUGGUCCCAUGAAACCUAGUUCCUUGUUCCCAUCUGAGAAGUCUGGAUCCCUUCCCUCUGAGAAACCCAGUCCUCGCAUGGAGCCCAGUUCCUCACACCCAUCUGAGAAGUCAGAUGUUAAAUCUGAGAAACCUAGUUCCUCACACCCAUCUUCCUUCACAUCUGAGAAGUUAAACCUCUAG
This is a messenger RNA of Labeo rohita (rohu), 702 nucleotides long. Its product is annotated as putative protein TPRXL. NCBI's taxonomy places the organism in Eukaryota, Metazoa, Chordata, Actinopteri, Cypriniformes, Cyprinidae. The transcript has a single exon. Bases 1 to 702 code for a protein of 233 amino acids. The record is from RefSeq and is a predicted model, not a curated record.